This is a messenger RNA of Lycium ferocissimum, 2387 nucleotides long. RefSeq lists its product as uncharacterized. The record is from RefSeq and is a predicted model, not a curated record. The coding region runs from base 48 to 2192 and encodes 714 amino acids. The transcript has 2 exons. NCBI's taxonomy places the organism in Eukaryota, Viridiplantae, Streptophyta, Magnoliopsida, Solanales, Solanaceae.
UGUUUUCUCCAUUUUCUAUAUAUUUCUAGAGAGAGAGAGAGAGAGAGAUGGCAAAGGGGGGUAGCAUGAAGGGACACAUGCAGAGUCACAACAAUGGAAGUAGAGGAAGAACAUAUGCAGUGUUGGUGCUUCUUGCUUUUGGGGUUGCAAUAUUUGGAGUGUUGAUUCUUCACAAGCUUAGAGAAAGGCGCAUCUUCAACCUCCUUGUCAAAGACAGAGAAACUGAACUCAUCGACCUUAAACUCCUCUUGCAGAAAGAAAGAGAACAUUCGAAAGAAGCUAAAAGGAAAGCGGUAGAAAUCAAAUCCAAGAUGCAGUGGCUUCGUACGCAGAAAAGGGAUCUUGAGAGCAGGAUCAUGGAAAUGAAGUCGACAAUCUCUUCCCUUAAAGAUGAACAAAGAAUAAUCGAAGUGGCUCUCGAGGAAAGGCAGGAUGAAAUCAAGAUGCUCAGAGAAAAACUUACAGAAACGAACCCAGAGGAUUCCCAGGUUAAGGUUAUUUCUGAAUCAUCGCAACAGAAGGAAGCCGAAAAUGACUUACCUGUAAAAGUCUGGUCAGUGAGUGCAGACGAUCCAUCAAAUCCACGUAUAAACUUCACGACCAAGGCUGUUGGAAGGAUAGAAGCAACUGAAGGAGAAACAGAAGAAUUGCAUGAAUCCAUCAAAACAGAUGACCAGAAGAAUUCAACAGAAAAUAUACACAGAAAUGCCGAUGAAUCUGCCCCCAAGCUAGAUCAAGCCACGAGGCAAAAUGAAGACAGCAACACUGGAGAACAGGAGUCUCAAGAGUUGAGAACUGUUGAAGAAGAAGUUCCAGGCAACGGAAGCACCAUUGUUCAGACUUUGGAUGGCAAAAGAGAGACCGCUGACAGUUCUAAAGCCGGGAAAAAUUUCCUAGAAGAGAAAAGGUAUGAUAGUGGGCAUGCAUCCGCGGAAACUAUCAAUCAUAGUGGUCAAGUACAAAAUCAGAGCAAGGAAGAUGGUGUAGUAGAUGCCACAGAUUGGAAAGAACAUGGAACAGAAAUCGAAGGUGAUCAAGGAAGUUUUGCCGAUUCUCAAAGUAAUAGACAGGAGUCUGGACGGCGUUAUAAAAGUUGGGUGAAGUUAGAAAUGAAGGAUGAUCACAAGAGUACAGAUGCAUCAAGAGUGAAGCAGGAGCACAUAAGAAAGACAAAAGGGAAGAGUCGGAGAGUAAUUGCAGAGAGCAAGGUCACUGAAAGUGAUGGGAAUACUGCUAAAAGAAGCAUCCUAAGCAUGAGAAACAGAAAGUUCUUUAAAGAAAUACAGAAAAGUGAAACAAAUGACACAGUUGGAGGCAGUAAACUGGAGAAAGAGGAACAUAAGCAAGAGAAAAGUGUGGACCCGGACAGCAUGAAUGAAUCAGGUUCACAAGAUCACAGGAUUGACAUGACACAUAAAACCCAACAAUUUAAAGAUCUGGAAGAAAAAUUUGGAAACCAAAUCAGGUUUCAACCAGAACAGAAACCAGAUAUGAGGAGACAGAGAAUGCAAGAUGAUAGCUCAAACCUCGAUGAUGCUUCACCAUGUAAGACAUUACCUAACCCUAAGAAAUCUGCAGGAAGUGAAGAAGGUAUCCGAGAAGGAAGGCAAUCUGACACAAAUGAGAUGAACGGGAAAGGGCAAGAAAGAGAAGCCAACAACUCGGAAUCUGAGAUGGCGCAGAGUUCUCAGGAAGUGCCUACAAAGACAGCUGCUUCUAUGAUCAACAGAGUUUCAAAAGAAGCCAGAAACAAAAUAUCCGAUGAAACUACACAAUUACAAGUAACAGGCAUCAGUAGAGAACGUCAAGAACAAAAACAGGCUGACAAUCUUCACAAUUCUUCGGAGCAUGAAAUUAUUGCUGAACGAGAUGUAAAAGCAGAUGAUCUUCAGGUUGAGAAUCAUCAAGAAACAGAAGAAGAGGUAGACCAGUCAAGCAGAAUUUCACAAGAGGCCAGAUAUCAAAAACUCAAUAGCACUGCACGAGCAGAAAAUGAAAACAACACCAUUUUUACAGAUACAGAAGAAAGGCUGGAUGGCAAUAUUCACAGUUCUUCCACACGUGUAAAAAAUGCUGAAAUGACUUCAGAAGAUAACAACCUUGACGCUGAGAAUGAUAAGGAAACAGAAGACGAAGACCAUUCUAAAAGCUCUGCUGCCAACUUGGAAGAGGAGGGAAAAGACAUGGACUGAAACAGAUGUGUCUGAAUUGUAGUAUAUCCAGUAGUUGCCUGAGAGAAUGCUAAAUGUUUGCUUCAUUUCGAUGUAAGAUUAUUAUGUUUCUAUGUUUAGUUUAAUAUGUAAGACAUAUACUUGCGUCUUUGUUAGUUUCCUGCAGGAGUUGUAAUUUGCUGCUUCCACUUACUAAUCACUUCCAUCCCCCACCCA